Lonchura striata (white-rumped munia) is the source of this 3238-nucleotide messenger RNA. RefSeq names its product transcription elongation factor A1 (gene TCEA1). Gene Ontology annotation, biological process: DNA-templated transcription; positive regulation of transcription by RNA polymerase II; transcription elongation by RNA polymerase II. The record is from RefSeq and is a predicted model, not a curated record. NCBI's taxonomy places the organism in Eukaryota, Metazoa, Chordata, Aves, Passeriformes, Estrildidae. Gene Ontology annotation, cellular component: nucleus. Gene Ontology annotation, molecular function: zinc ion binding; nucleic acid binding.
GCCGGCGCUCGACGCGCGCUGCCUGGCGCCGCCCGGGCCGCCGCCGCCAUGGCCACGGAGGACGAGAUCAUCCGCAUCGCCAAGAAGAUGGACAAGAUGGUGCAGAAGAAGAACGCGGCAGGAGCUCUUGAUUUGUUGAAGGAGCUUAAGAAUAUUCCCAUGACCCUUGAGUUACUACAGUCUACCAGAAUUGGAAUGUCAGUGAAUGCAAUACGCAAGCAGAGCACAGAUGAAGAGGUUACAUCUUUAGCAAAAUCUCUUAUCAAGUCUUGGAAAAAGCUGUUAGAUGGACCUUCCACUGAUAAAGAUUCUGAAGAAAAGAAAAAGGAGCCUGCAUCUUCCUCACAAAACAGCCCUGAUGCCAGAGAAGAAAGCAGUUCAAGUAGCAAUUCCAGCAGCAGGAAGGAGGAGGGUAGUGCUCCCUCAAAUUCUUUCAUCCCUUCUUUUCCCCGGGCUCCAAGCACUUCAGACUCUGUACGAGUGAAAUGUAGAGAAAUGCUCUCUGCAGCUCUCAGAACAGGAGAUGAUUACAUUGCUAUUGGUGCUGAUGAAGAAGAGCUGGGUUCUCUGAUUGAAGAAGCUAUUUUUCAAGAGUUAAAAAACACUGAUAUGAAAUACAAAAAUAGGGUACGAAGUAGGAUAGCAAAUCUCAAGGAUGCAAAGAACCCUAACCUAAGGAAAAAUGUAUUAUGUGGAAACAUUCCUCCUGACAAGUUUGCUAAAAUGACAGCAGAGGAAAUGGCAAGUGAUGAGCUGAAAGAAAUGCGCAAAAAUCUGACCAAAGAAGCUAUCAGAGAGCACCAGAUGGCUAAAACAGGAGGUACCCAAACUGAUCUGUUUACAUGUGGCAAGUGCAAAAAGAAGAACUGUACAUACACCCAGGUUCAAACCCGCAGUGCUGAUGAACCCAUGACAACGUUUGUUGUCUGUAAUGAAUGUGGAAACAGAUGGAAGUUCUGUUAGAAGAAGAAAUUGUCAAGACAUCUGGACCAGUAUGAACGAGGAUUUUGUAAUUAGCUUUAAAAACUAGGCUAAGCAUCUAGCUUCCUGCAAAUGAGAGGGGUUUUUGGUUUUUCUUUUCUUUUAUUUCAAAGCAGCAUACAUGCCUCAAGUUAGCCUUUGUUUUGACACAACCAUAAUUUCCUUAAAUGCCUUCCUAUAGCUGGUAGUCAGUAGGGCCAGGUUGCUCAAAUGUAUGGUGAAUUUUAAAAUAUUUUUUCAUUUUUAUAAGUAAGUUGACAUUAAACUUUUACCAGUUAAACAUUUUGGUAAUUGUCUUGUUUUUUUCUAACAAUGUGAAUAAUGUACUGUAUUUUUUGUGGUCUGAAAUAGACGCGCUCCUCCUGUGUGUAAAUUGCCUCUCCACAUUUGCUUGGUUGUAAGAAUGAAAUUUGUUUCUCUCUGGUCUGUUCACUUUGCUUUGCAAGCAGAAAAAGUAUAUAAGUUCUUCAUAACAUUAAACUCAGUUGUUAACUAAAACACAAUUUAAUUAACUCUCUAGUUUGUAUGUGAUCUUUCUGGACUAGGACUAAAUUUGCAGUCAUGGGGUUUGAAUAUUUAUUACUGGAUAUCAUGACCUCUUUUGCAAUGGUUGGUUAAGCUUGUUUAUGUAACCAGCUUUGAUCAAUGCAAUAUAUUUUAUUGCCCAAAGCAUGUAUUUUACUUUCUGUCAGCAGGCAUUAUUUCUAAGAAUGUCUUAAAUAGUGGUUAAAUCUGAUUUGAGUGUUCAGUCUUACUUAAUGUGCUUGGCAGCCAACUUGGGUUUAGACUUUGUAAAUAAGCAAAGGCAUUGUGUUGUAGGCUAUCCCAAUAACACCAGCUAACCAGUUCAUUACAUUAAACUGGCUGGAGAGGUGAUACUAUACUCCCUUCAUUUAAAUUGCAUUGAUUUUGUUAAUGAAACAAUUUUUGAGAUGUAGAGUAUUUGGUGUCAAACAUAGACCUGCAAGUAGGAGUAAAUUAUUAAAGUUACAAUCUUUUCCAUAUGAGAAAUUAUAUAAAUGCUGCUUUUUAAAAGUUUGCUUUUUAACAGUGCAUGUUUAGAAAUAUUUGCAAAUGUGUUUUUAAGGAAAAACAUGUCAACAUCUUUAGAAGAGAUUAAAUUCUUUCAUUAUAUCUAAUUUUAUAUUAUUUAAUUUGUUAUUGAAUAAUAAAGUACUGGAGUUGUCUUCCCAGAGAGGUGGUAGAAUCACCAUCUCUGGAUGUGUUUAAAAAAAGACUGGACAUGGCACUUGGUAAUAUAGUCUAGUUGAGGUGUUAGAGCAUAGGUUGGACUUGAUGAUCUUAGAGGUCUCUUCCAACCUCAUUAUUCUGUGAUUCUGUUAGAGCUUGGGGCUGAGGAGGUCUAUUUUGUCACUGUAUAAAUUAUUCAUAAGGGGAUGGGAAGAGUAUACACAGCUCCUGGAAAAUAAAUUCCUUGAAUGUAAAGGAAAACCAAGUUUUUCCAUGUUGAAUGUUUUUUGUGUUAUAGUGGCAACCAUAACAGAUGAGUUGGAAAUAGUAUGAUGGCACUUGAACUUUGGGAGACAGGAACUGUUUGGUUAAUACUUGAUAGAGCAAGCUUUUCCAGUCAGCUUAUGCAAGGAAGCAUGGCUUUUCUGCUGAAGGAAAAAAAAAAUUAAAAUAGAAGAAGUUUUGUUACAUACUAUUUUUUUAGGAAAAUUGCUUAGCAUUUAAAGUUUCUUGCAUAGCUUUUUAUAUAUAUACAUUUUAACUCAACUUCUACUAAUGCCCUUUAGAAAACAUUUUUUUCUACUAGCAGCAUGAGUUAAUUUUUAGCCUGUGUGUAGGUCCAUUGGCAGGAUUGUUUCCUAAGAGUUACUAAAAGAUGUAUAAAAUUUUUUUCAAGUUGCUGAGGACAAGAAACCAAUUACAGAUCUUUACUGUCAAUUAGUGUUUUGUUUGGGGACCUUUCUAAAAGAACAAGUCCAAAAAAUAGUGUUAAAAAUGACAAUGAAUUGGAUGCCAAGUAGACCUAAAUUUCCACAGCUGUUCACAGCAUAUAUAUACAGGGGAGGCAGUAGUUGGUUUGCAUGAUCUUCCUUACACUGUGUGUCCUUUAAUCUCUGUGUCUGAUUGUGACACUUAGAAUAAAUACCUUUUGAGAAAAUGUAGUAAUUGUCUUUCUGUACUCACCAGAUUAUAUCUGGACUUUAUUGAAAGAACCAGAACUGUGGUAGCACUUUCUGUGACGCAGGUGUAUCCAAGUAGGAGUUGAAAUAAAAUGUGAUGGACCUGA